This is a messenger RNA of Onychostoma macrolepis, 1699 nucleotides long. Its product is annotated as Immunoglobulin domain-containing protein. NCBI's taxonomy places the organism in Eukaryota, Metazoa, Chordata, Actinopteri, Cypriniformes, Cyprinidae. The coding region runs from base 47 to 733 and encodes 228 amino acids. The transcript has 4 exons. The record is from RefSeq and is a predicted model, not a curated record.
UUCCUUUCUCAGACAUUUACUAGUGGUUGACAAACGGCCAAGGAAUAUGGUUCACGCUUUUAUUUUGUUUUUUGUGAGUUUGUGGCGUCUUGUUGAUGUGACAGAUCAAAUGAAAUCAGUAUCAGUGAUGGAGGGAGAUUCGUUCACUCUUCACACUGAUGUAAAUGAACUACAGAAAUAUCUGCUAAUACAGUGGAUGUUUGGAAGCACUCGAAUAGCUGAAAUUAAUAGACUCACGCAAACCAACUCAACAUAUGAUGCUGAUGGGAGAUUCAGAGGCAGAUUAAAGCUGGAUCAGACCGGAUCUCUGAUCAUCACCAACACCAGAACCACAGACUCUGGACUUUAUAAACUAGCAAUUAUCAGCAGUGAGACCAGCUACAUGAGUUUCAAUGUUAUGGUCAAUGAAAGAUCAUCAAGCUCAAAUUUUUUGACAUCCAGCUGUGCAGUGAAUAACGUAACCAUCAACCAGAGUGAGGAUGUAAACAUUACUGAACUCUCUCAGCCAAGUUCAGACCACGUCCACUGUUGUGGUUUUACUGAAACUGUGAUACGUUUGGUUGUUUCUGCUCUGGUAAGCGUGGCUGCUGUUGCUUUUCUGGUUUAUGACUUCACAUCUACAAGAAGUGAGCUGAACAGGAUGCUAGAGACUAGACAUCACCAUCCAACCCGUAGAGUAAAAUUAGACCAACAUCAGUUGAGCAGAAGAAUCAGUUCCAGAUAUGUUUGCUGAAGGUCGCUUGUGUAAUCCCCAAAAGAUACAGAUUCAUUUUCAUUCAUUAGCCAUUUAUUUUAUCAUAUCUGCACAGAAUGGCAUUUAAACUGAUCUGGUUCACCCAAAAAUGAAAAUUCCACCACUGGAUUCUCUGCAGUCCAAUCAGCUGAUAAAAACAUCACAAUGAUACAUGUGUAAUCCAGUACAGUCCAUCGAUUAACAUGUUGUGAAGGUGAAUGCUGUGUUUGCAAGAAACAAGAUGUUUUGACAUAAAACUAUUUCUAGUCCUCUAUGCAUAAUGUUAUUUUCUCCAGUGAAAUGUCAUCUUGUCUGAAUCAGGAGAGAAAUAUGCACAGAUCAAGCACUGUUUACAAGUCAAAACAGUUCGAAACAGUUCUGAGGAAAUAUUAAGAAAAUGUUCAUUUUCAGUGAGAUAUUCGUAUAAAUACAUGGCAGUAAACAUAAUUAACCUAAACAAAAUAAAUAACAAUUAGCUACAUAAAUGAUGGAUCUCAUAAGCUUUUGUUUCUGUUGUACCCUUGAAAUGACCCUCAUAAAGGAAAUUGGUGUGUAAUUUUGGUGAUUUUUUUUAUUUUAUUUUUUUUAAAUAAAGAUUUUGUGAAUUGUUUGUUUAAUUUUUAAUGUUUUAUUGAACUUCAAAUUGGACUCCUUGUCUGUCUAUGGCAUUUAAUUGUAAUUUCCCCAACACCUCUUUAGAGAAGCUCUUAUUAAAGAUGUCUGCUAUGGAAGUUAAAGCCCUUUCAGGACAAUGAUUAUAUACUUCCAAAGUAGGAAGUAAUGUAAUCGAGACUAAGCCAAAUUCCAUAUCUCAAGCACCAACUUCUCAUCCCACAUCAAAAAGAGCAAAAACGUUCAAGCUAAAUAUACAAAACAAGAGAAAAAGACCAUUUGAUUGUCCAACAAUGGAGCAGAUUACAUCCUGCUGCAAAUAACAAAAUAGAUUAACCACUUUUUUUUUUUUUU